Molecule: messenger RNA, 1169 nt
Organism: Solanum pennellii
Lineage: Eukaryota; Viridiplantae; Streptophyta; Magnoliopsida; Solanales; Solanaceae
Exons: 11
Coding region: 165-1016 (283 amino acids)
Cellular component (GO): mitochondrion
Molecular function (GO): protein-containing complex binding
Source: RefSeq, a predicted model, not a curated record
CAUAAACCGUCCACGUAAAUCUCUCUCUCUGUCUCUGCAAUCAACCUCUAAAAAAAAAAAACUUAUACACAUUGCAUAAGCAACAGUAUCAGUAUAAGAAAAAUCCAGAGAUUUCUCUAUUCCAUUUCGCAGUUUUGCGAUUCAUUCGAUAGGUGAAACGGAUCAUGUCACGUUUAAUCCAAGCUCGAUCCUCUCUCUCCAGAUUCUGGAGUGUUGCAUCAUCCAGAAAUGUUCGGUUUUUGUCAACUGAAUCCAAUAAAACAGAUGAGCCCUUUAAAGUUGAGGAAGCAGAAACAGUAAAUAUGCCUCCACCCCCAACAGAGAAGUUACUUGUGCUCGGUGGAAAUGGAUUCGUAGGCUCACAUGUCUGUAAGGAAGCUCUAGAUCGUGGUCUUACAGUUGCUAGUCUUAGCAGAACAGGAAGGUCGUCCAUUCAAGAUUCUUGGGCUAACAAUGUGAUUUGGCAUCAAGGAAACCUUUUUUCAACUGAUUCAUGGAAGGAUGCACUCAAGGGAGUAACUUCUGUUAUCUCUUGCGUUGGUGGGUUUGGCUCUAACUCACACAUGUAUAAAAUCAAUGGGACAGCUAAUAUAAAUGCUAUCAGAGCUGCUUCAGAAGAAGGAGUGAAAAGAUUUGUUUACAUCUCCGCUGCAGACUUUGGCAUUGCAAAUUAUGUGUUACAAGGUUAUUAUGAGGGGAAGAGAGCUGCUGAGACUGAGCUGCUAACAAGAUAUCCAUACGGAGGAAUAAUCCUGAGGCCUGGAUUUAUCUAUGGAACCCGUCAUGUUGGGAGCAUGAAAUUACCCCUUGGUGUAAUUGGUUCUCCUCUAGAGAUGAUUCUACAGCGUGCAAAACCUCUGAGUCAGAUACCCCUUGUUGGGCCUCUUUUUACUCCUCCUGUGAAUGUCACUGCAGUAGCUAAAGUUGCCGUCAGAGCAGCAACAGAUCCUGUAUUCCCUCCUGGUGUGAUUGAUGUUCACGGAAUCUUGCGCUACAGCCAGCAAAGAUCUGUAUAAGGUGAAGGAGUUUCGUGAGUUUUGAAAAGUUCAAAAUUAUUGUGGUUUGAGAAACUUUCGAAAUAGGGUGUAACUUAAGCCCAAAUUAUUAGAGUUUCUGUUCUUUAUGUUGAAUGUAAACUUGUGACGUUGAUUAGUACUUGUAAAAAAUAA